CACACGCGAGCGUUAUGUUCUUAUUCAGGUCCAGAUGACAAAAAUUAUUACGUGUACUCCGAUCAAAAUGUAGCCGGGCCCGCGACAGCCAGCUGGACGUUCUUCUCUAAUAACGCGGACAACGAUUAUCUGCAGCCGAAUGGCGAGUUUUAUGUACAAAGAGAACCUGGCCAGCAGCGAAAUAAUCUAACCGCAUUCUAUCAGUCAAACGCCAAUGUGAUGCCAGGUUUAUUGCCUGCUGCUAAUGAUUAUUGCCAGCCUGUAAAUCCGACGGAUAACGAUCGAGUGUUAAUUAAUCGCGAGUAUUUUCCAAAUGACGUUAAACAAUGCUACAUGCCUUGGAGUCAAGAUUUAGAUACGAAUAAGCAGAAUUUUGGAAUCAAGGAGCCUGUGCACAAUGAAACUAAUCAAUCAAAACUGAAUGUGAUGGUUGAAGAUUUUAAGCCAAGUAACGAAGGAUCAGAUGACAAGAGAUUGCAAGGCACAUCAUCCAUUAAUAGUACUUAUUUCAAAGGUAAUAGCAGAUAUCCAUCGAAUACAAGUAGGCAGGAGAAGAAGUACAAUAAUAAAAAGAAUUUCAAUUACAAACCCAGAGAAGAGGGGCAGAAUCAGUUCUACAAAAGAAAUAUAUAUGGGCACUCAUAUCACCAAGACAGAGGUAACAAGUUUCAGGGUAAUAAGUACUUUGCCAAUAAAUAUCCUUCUGAUAGAUCGAGUAUUAGAAAUGGUAGUACGGAUGCGCUGAGUAUAUAUACUGUAAAUGAAAGCAUUCCUUGCAAUAGCAAAAAAGAGUUUAGCACAAAUGUAAAUGAAAGAGAAUCUUUAAAUGUAAAGGCAUCUAGAAGUAGGGAAUUAUUGAGUGCAGGCAAAGAAACUAAUGUCGCUGAUGGUAAAAAUGUACCAGAUAAUACGGUCGCAGAAUCGAGUUACUACUACUGUAAGCAACCGUACGGCAAUCAUAGAAAUAUAAAAAGAUAUCAAGACAAUGGCCGGUACAAUAGAGAAGAAAAUUGUUAUAAAGACAAACGACGUAAUUAUCAGGGAUACGGUAGAGAAAAUUACAACAGAGAUGAUAAAUUCAAAGCAUGCGGUAGCAAUGAAUUUAAGGAAUGUUCGAACGAAGAAACUGGAUCAGACACGAAGAGAACUAAUGAGAAAAGGCAUAAUCAUCAAGGAUACUACAAUGAAUUUAGAGAACACAAAAAGGAUGGCAGAAUAGACGUUGGUAAAGAGAAAGGGAAUGAACAAGUUAGAAGUAAAAAAGAAAUGGGAGAAAAGAAUUAUGUUCAAAAACGGAGAGAGAAUAAAAAGUCGCCAAUCGAUGAUGAUUCAAGUCAGAGGGAAAGAUUAACAGAUCAACUAAACAAGGGCCAUUUAGAAUGCCUAGUAUGUUGCGAAUAUAUUAAGCAGAGCGAUUACGUUUGGUCAUGUUCCAACUGUUACCACGUUCUACACUUAAAGUGUACUAAAAAGUGGGCGAAAUCGUCGCAAGCAGGUAAUUACCACGGCUUACUCUUACGUUUUCACUAUACUGCGGACACACUAUCAUCCGUUUACUCUUGUGAGAACGUUUGCGGCAAAUUAUUAGAAUGUGGGAAUCAUGCUUGCGCGAAAUUAUGCCAUCCUGGUGAUUGCGAGCCUUGCCCUUUGGGCGUUGACAAGAUUGCAACCUGCUGUUGUGGACAAACGCCGUUGCCGGAUAAGAGAGAAUCUUGCUUGGACCCAGUCCCCACUUGCGACAAGAUAUGCUCGAAGAAUUUAAAAUGCGGCCAGCCUAAUAAUCCUCACAAGUGUAAAGCAAAGUGUCAUCAAGGCGAUUGUCCUGCAUGCGAUUUAACUACCGAUGUUAGAUGCCGCUGUGGGAACAUGGAUAGGGAAAUAGCUUGUAAAGACCUGACGACAAAGGCGGACGAUGCGCGAUGCGAGAAGAGGUGUAUGAAAAAGAGGUCGUGCGGCAAGCAUAGAUGCAAUCAGCUGUGCUGCAUAGACAUAGAGCACGUUUGUCCGUUGAUCUGUUCUAAGACUCUGAGUUGUGGUAGACACAAGUGCGAGCAGAGUUGUCACAAAGGAAGGUGCCAACCUUGCUGGCGCAGCAGUUUCGAGGAAUUGUAUUGCGAAUGCGGAGCUUCUGUGACGUAUCCUCCUGUUCCCUGCGGCACGAGAAGACCUGCCUGCGACAGACUUUGUUCCCGUCAACACAGCUGCGGACACGAGGUGUUGCACAAUUGUCAUAGCGAGCCACAGUGCCCCCCUUGCACUGUUCUCACUCAACGAUGGUGUCAUGGCAAACACGAGCUACGUAAAGCGGUGCCUUGUUACAUUAGCGAGAUUUCCUGCGGUUUACCGUGUAACAAGCCAUUAUCAUGUGGUAGACAUAAAUGUAUCACUAUAUGUCAUCCUGGUCCUUGCGAGAAACCGGGACAGCAGUGUACUCAACCGUGCACUGCGCCCAGAGAGAUUUGCGGACAUAUCUGUGGCGUGCCGUGCCACGAAGGCAAAUGUCCCGAUAUUCCGUGCAAAGAGAUAGUUAAGGUAACGUGUCAGUGUGGACACAGAACCAUGUCCCGAGUAUGUGCCGAGAAUGCUCAAGAAUAUCAGAGAAUAGCGAGCAGUAUAUUGGCCAGUAAAAUGGCCGACGUGCAGCUAGGACAUUCCAUAAACUUGGAGGAAGUGUUUGGCCAAGGCGCGAAGAAGCAGAAUCAACUGAAGACAUUGGAAUGCAACGACGAGUGCAAGAUAAUCGAACGAAACAGGAGAUUGGCGUUGGGUCUGCAGAUCGCGAAUCCGGACCUCAGCGGUAAGCUGAUGCCCAGGUACAGCGAUUUCAUGAAACAGUGGGCCAAGAAGGAUCCGCACUUCUGUCAAGUGGUUCACGAGAAACUGACGGAACUGGUGAAGUUGGCGAAAACGUCUAAGCAGAAAUCGCGUAGCUACUCGUUCGACAGUAUGAACAAAGACAGGCGUCACUUCAUUCACGAGUCUUGCGAGCAUUUCGGAUGCGAGAGUCAGGCGUACGACCAGGAACCGAAAAGGAACGUUGUUGCAACUGCCGUAAAGGAUAAGUGUUGGUUACCUAGUUACAGUUUAUUAGAGAUUGUACAACGAGAGAACGGCCAAAGGAAAGUCCCAGGCCCGAUGAAAAAUUUCAAAAGGACAAUAUUAUCACUGCCUGCGAAAAAACUCGAGAAGCCAGAAACACCGCCGUCUAGUUCAAAGGCGUCGGAGCCAGAAAUCGAUUAUUUUGAUUAUCAAGGGUAACCCGUUUGUAUCGUGUAAACUAUAAAUAAUAUAACUAUUGGAUUCGGAAAAUUCAUGGACUUCGUACGGAGAAGGAAUGUUUCUACGAUGAUGCUACGGGUUUAUGGAUAAGGUAAUUAAGAUAUAUAUAAAAGUACAGGCGAUGAUGUAAUAAAGAAGAACAUUUCAUCGA
Molecule: messenger RNA, 3430 nt
Organism: Ceratina calcarata
Lineage: Eukaryota; Metazoa; Arthropoda; Insecta; Hymenoptera; Apidae
Gene: stc
Product: nuclear transcription factor, X-box binding stc
Exons: 7
Biological process (GO): negative regulation of transcription by RNA polymerase II
Cellular component (GO): nucleus
Molecular function (GO): zinc ion binding; RNA polymerase II transcription regulatory region sequence-specific DNA binding; DNA-binding transcription factor activity, RNA polymerase II-specific
Source: RefSeq, a predicted model, not a curated record